This is a messenger RNA of Ectocarpus sp. CCAP 1310/34, 2905 nucleotides long. The record is from the annotation of a GenBank genome assembly. Lineage: Eukaryota; Phaeophyceae; Ectocarpales; Ectocarpaceae.
AGAGAGAGAGAGAGGGAUAGCUGCUCCAAGAUCACGAGAACAUGGAACCUCCCCCGCCCGUACCGGCACCGAUAACUGUUGCCGGAACGCGGGCAGGAGAAACUGGCGACGAUGGCAACUCCUCCGCAGCAACAGCAGGAUCAACUGCGGCUGUCUCGCCCCCACUCGAUAAGGUGCAGCAAUCCGCGCUGGAUUCGGCUAAGGAUGGCAGUGCAUCCCUUCCACCACCUCCGCCAAAGACCGCAGGUGGUCUGAAUGGCGGCGGCCUGAAAGCGGCAGCGUCGGGCGGCUACAAACCUCCAAGCUGGGGUUUGACGGAAGCACCGGGUGCGUCGGGGCUGUCCUUGACCGUGCUCAAGGGCGGGGUCGAGGUCGGCAGCAUCUCUCUGGACAACCGCACACAUGUUUUGCUUGGCAGGCAGCAGGGUGUCGUGGACGUGUUGCUGGAACACCCGUCCAUCUCCAGGAAGCAUGCCAUUCUUCAACAUGGGCAGAAUGGUGCUCUAUUCCUGUUCGACAACGGCAGCACGCACGGGUGCAGCGUCAACAAGAAAAAAAUCCCACCCAAGGAGUUUCACCGUCUCCAUGUGGGUGACGUGAUCAAGUUCGGAGAGUCAACGCGACUGUACGCCUUGGAGGGUCCGGAGGAGCUAAGGCCUGCGGAAUACGAGAGCGACAAUCUCCGUAACUUGCGCCUCGACGCCGGGCGGAAACAGCUCGCCGCAAAAUUGGCCAAAAUCAAGGCAGGCGCGGCGGGAGAGGGGGGAGGGAAAGGAGGGGGUGACAGCGGGGAGUACGGCAUCAGCUGGGGUUUCGACGAGGAUGCGGUAGCCGAGGAGGAAGACGAGGACGGGGAUGGGGCCGAGGGCGACGAAAAUGAGGUGGAACUCCCUGACUACCUUAAAACUGAAGCCCAGAAACGGAGAAGGCGCGACACGAAGAUUGGCCUAACGGAAGAUAACGUGCACAAGAGAGACGCCAAGCUCUUCGAAAAGCUUCAGCUCAAGCUUACUAAGGUGGAACACCUGUUAACCGAAAACGAGCGCAUCACUGCGAAGGAGGGCGGGCAGGGGGGACUUACGGAAGGCCAGCAGGCGCAGCUUACGAGGAACGACAAGGCCAUCACGGCGGUCAGGCUGCAGGCGAGCGAGAUAGUCCCGAUUGAAGAGAUCGAGGAGACCAUCCGUUCCAAGAAUAAGGCGCGAGAGCGAGGCAAGGAGGGGGGAGAGGGAGGUGCCGGGGGGGAAGAGGGCGGGAGGAAAGCGGGGAGAGGCACAGAGGACGGGGAAGAAGACGACGACUACUACGACCGGCAAGACAUGGCUGUUGCUGUUGUUUUGUUUUGGCAUUCCCGUGUACUAUUGAAGUUCAUUCAGACCUGGCUUGCGGCUUCACGCCCAGAGGUGUUCUCUGAAGCUGAAGCUGAGGCGGAGGCGGAGGCUGAGGCUGUAGCUGAGGACGGGGCCACCCGCCUCCAACCUGCUAGAAGAACGGUUGUUUCUCGCAAGCUUGACCGCCGGACUUCCGCUCACGUAUUGUUUUGUCCUGUCAUCGCCUCGCGCAGAACUGCUCCCGUAGUGCCCACCUUGUCGGGAACAUCAAAACCAGACCUCGCCUCAAAGAAGGCCGAGAUCAAAGCACGCCGAUUCGGUGCCAGAGACAAAAUCAAAAAGUUGUCUGCGGUAGCACCAGCAGCAGACGACACUACGGCGGCAGAGCGUAAGCGCGGGGUUGGCUCGGGGCAGAACGAGGCUGCGGCUCAAAGCUUGGAGGCACUGACGAGGCGCGGCGAAGCGGUCGUGGAGGAUUUGGAGAGGACGCAGGCGGGGUUGGCGGAGUUGGAGGCGGAAGAGGCGGGGGAGGCGGCGAUAGCGGAAGAUGGCGGCGUUGCGGCGGACCCGCUAGACAUGUUUAUGACCGAAAACCGACGGAAGGAGAGGCAACAGGCGAUAUUGAGGCUGACGGCCAAGCGCGAUUCGCUCCGCGAAGAGCAGGCGCGCCUCAAGGUAAUGGUGGAAGCGGCGCGCCCGUCCAUGCCAUCCUUGAAGGAAGGUCCCGGUCCGGCCGCUACAACUGCUUCUGUCGCAGCCACCAAGGAGGAGACGGUGCCUGUGCCUGAGACGGCAACCGGGGGUUCGGGUUCAUCGUCGUCGGACCAAGCGGCCGAACCCGAAGACACAAAGGACACACGCGCAGCACUGGUGGAACGCGAGCACAUGCCGGGAGGUGGAGGUAAUGGGGAAGCUAUGCCUGGCAGCGCCGGCAGCGGGAGCCAUGAGAAAGACGGCGACGAGGAGGAAAACACGGCCUUGUCAACAGCACUUCCGGCACCAGAAGCUGCUAGUACCCGUGGUUCGAUGCCGUCACCAGUGGCGCCACCCUGCCGCUCAAAGGCAACCACAGAAGCCACAAAAUCGCCGACUGGCACUGCUGUGGCAAGCGCUGGAACGAGAGAAAGAGGGGUUGAAAAGGGUCAAGCGGAGACGCGACACCCGGGCGUUAAGGAGGGUAGGGAGGCAUCGGGCACGAAGAAAAGGGGUACGCCGGUGGGGACAUCGACUCUUCCCCCCCCGCCCUCGAAACGCCAACAACGACGAGAAGAAAACUCGAAAGCGGGCCUAGCGGGAGAGGACGACGAAGGCCCCGUCGAACCCAAGGCAAAGCGAACGGCGAAAGGGCCUGCAAUGCCUCCGCCUGUGGGUAAACCUUCGAAAGUUGGUGGAGGCGUUUCCGUGCCUACGGCGGUCGCACGUGCAGGGGACGCGCCGCGGGGGACAGGAAAGGUUACCGGGAAAGCGGCCUUGGAAGGCGGAGACGUCGAUUGGGUGCCACCAAAAGAUGCGCUAGAAAAGAUGGCGGCACUCAACCGAAAAUUCGGAUACUGAUAUCAACUGUUUGGAUUGAA